AUGGGAGGCAAGAUAUUUCCGGAAAUAUUAGAGGCUCAAUUCCAAGUGGCUUACAAAUCCGGCAACAAUGUUUCGAAACUGCUAAAAACCGAAGAUGUUGGAGCGCAAAGUUGUGGUGAAGGAACGUUCAGUAAGCUAUGCCGGUCACUCACGACUAGUCUCUCCGUCAGAGUUGGUUCGGCUUGUAAUGUUGAAUUGGGGGAUAAAUUGCCCAGGAAUAAGCAGCAUUCUUCUACACUGAAGGAGUUAUGCGAAUGGGAGACAAAGCUCUAUAAUGAGGUGAAGAAACUCGACAAGGAUGGAGGUGAGGUUGCCAAAAGCUGUGCGGUAUACAAUUUCAAAGAAAUCCAAAAACUGAGAGAUGGAGAGCUGCAGCAGCAAAUCGGUGAGCUGCUAAAAGCCCUAUGGAGAGAUUGGAAGGUGAUGUCAGAAUGCCAUAGCAUCCAAAAGGACAUCAUGUCCAAAGCAGAAACAUAUGAUGUAUUAAAGAUCAACGAUGCCUCAACCUAUAAGAAAAUUAAAGUGCUUAAACAAGACCUUUCCAAUUGGAGAAGAUGCUUUGCUGCAUAUAUUUCUUCACAAAAGGCCUACGUUGGAGCUCUUGACAGUUGGGUCAGCCACUCGUUCCCAUCGUUUUGUGAAGAUGACAUUCAUGAAAACCACAUUCUAUCUUUGCUCUUGAAAACGUGGUCAUCAGCUGGUUUGGAGGAGCUGCCUGUCAAGGAAGUAACUGAUGCCAUGAAAAGCUUGGAGAAACAAGUUGAAGAACUGAAGGUUCAACUGAGGAAGGAAGGGAAACAAAAGAGGAAGGUUAAGAGACUCGAGAGAAGGGUUCAGGAACUUAAGAUAAAUGUUAUUAAAUUUGAUGAUGAGGGGGACGAUGAAAAGUUGGAGAGUUUGGAGUACAAGCUAAGCGAAGAGGAAAAGGCGCUCCAUAGCAGGAUAGAGAAGCGAGAGGUCGCAGCAAAUGCUGUUUGUACUGGAUUUUCAUCAGUCUUUGAAUCCUUGGCUGAGUUUUCAGAGACUUGUUAUGAAAAAAUCGCUGAGAUUUCAGUGAUCGACAAAAGGGAACACGUACAUUGCGGGCGCGCGAAAAGACGUCUGAAGAGUAUUACUGCUACAUUGGUUAUCUAA
This is a messenger RNA of Fragaria vesca subsp. vesca, 1134 nucleotides long. RefSeq lists its product as uncharacterized. The record is from RefSeq and is a predicted model, not a curated record. Lineage: Eukaryota; Viridiplantae; Streptophyta; Magnoliopsida; Rosales; Rosaceae. The transcript has 2 exons. Bases 1 to 1134 code for a protein of 377 amino acids.